UCACGAUGACUCCAGAGGCAACCCCACGAUCCCCUUCCUCCCCCUACCUCGAACCAAACCUCUAUAAAUUCUCCUCCCCAUCCCCCACCAAAGCCUCUUAGCCAAAGACAAUGGAAGAGUUCCAGGAGGCUGAUAUUCUGUGGCCCGACGACAAUCUCGACGACGACGAGGAGGAGGAGGGCAUGGUCUCAAAGAAACAACCGUCCCACCAAGAACUAGCUCCAUGGAAGGAGUCGGCUCCGGUCGACAUCCCGAAGGCCAGUCGUUCAUGGGCGCCGCGCUGCACCUGCCACGACUGCGAGAUAAAUAAAGAGGAUGGAGAUGGUGAUGAUUUGGGCAACCACAGAGACCAUGAGAGGAUUCCACCCCACAUCAUCGUGGCCCGGAGAUCGGCCGACAAGAUGGCGUUCUCGGUGUGCAUCGGGCUCAAGGGCCGGCAUCUUCGCCAUGUCCGGAACUCCAUUCUCCGGAUGACCGGGUUCCUCGAAAGAUAACAAUAGCAUAAACAAGAGAAUUUUAUAUUAUAUUGACAUAUAUUUUUCCUUCCUUCUCCUAUGUAUAGGUGUUAAAGUUAAGAUUGUUUUUGUGCGUAAGGAAAUGCAACAUGAGUUUUGAAAGGGAAUUAAUUAGAGAUGGGAACCUACCGUUGUAGACUCAUUACUGUACGUCUGAUCGUGAGUGAUGGAUGAACCCUUGUAUGGUAAUUCCUUCUGGAAUUAAUACAACCUAGAAUCUCAAGCUGCUCUCUUUA
This is a messenger RNA of Phoenix dactylifera (date palm), 751 nucleotides long. RefSeq names its product protein S40-2-like. NCBI's taxonomy places the organism in Eukaryota, Viridiplantae, Streptophyta, Magnoliopsida, Arecales, Arecaceae. The record is from RefSeq and is a predicted model, not a curated record.